AUGCGCCUAAACAUGAACAAAAUCGUGCUACUUUCCCUGGUGUCCUUGGCCGCGAGCGUGCCGGUGAUCGUGCAACAGAAUCAAAAUGAAUUUCAGCCUCAAUUACACGGAGGUUUUCAGCCGCUAGAAAGGUCUGAUCAGGAAGGUCUCGGCACUUCCUCGAGUGGAAGUUACGGCAGUGAUUAUGGCGGUAGCUACGGUGGUGGUAGCUACGGUGGCGGUGACUAUAGUGGUGGUAGCUAUAGUGGCGGAGAAUAUGGUGGUAGUUACGGCGGUGGCUUUGGCGGUGGUGACUUUGGCGGCGGUCACGGUGGAGGCCUCGAGGGAUCUUCCGGCGGACACUUGGAGUCUGGCGGUGACCACUUGGGCUCCGACUACUCUUCCCUGGGAGGUGGAUACGAAGGUGGAGACGAAGGUGGAGUUUCCCUUGACGGAGGUCACAGUGUAGUGCAAAGUGUUCCCGUGUCCGAGCAUGUUGAGGUAACGAAACCCGUACCGGUCAAGGUGGUUAAACACAUCGGGGUACCGGUUCCUCAGAUCUUGAAGAUAGGCGUACCCCACCCAGUGCCAGUCGGUGUUCCUCAACAGUACCCGGUAGCUCAUCCAGUUCCAAAAUUGGUUCCUGUACAAGUGAUAAAGACCGUCGCUGUGCCAGUGGAAAAGAAGGUUCCAUUCCCGGUUGAGAAGCAUAUUCCAGUACCAGUAGAAAAGCCCAUUCCUAUUACGAUCGAGAAGCACGUGCCGGUGCCAGUCAUCAAACCGUAUCCCAUAAAAAUACCCGUGUACAAAACGAUCUACCAUCACGCGAAGAAGCACUAAACUUUAGCGACUCGUUACGGAACGAUCCAUCCGACUGAUACUAAAACGACUGCACACACGUUCAUCGCUUUUGCUCACGGUUCGGUUCCAGAUUGAACAACUAUGAUGGAAUCGCGGUGAAUUUGAUCGUUGAGGCUGGCUAGAUUUAUGGCCGACUAAAUUUUAAUUG
Bombus impatiens (common eastern bumble bee) is the source of this 988-nucleotide messenger RNA. Its product is annotated as ATP-dependent RNA helicase DBP2-like. Lineage: Eukaryota; Metazoa; Arthropoda; Insecta; Hymenoptera; Apidae. The coding region runs from base 1 to 819 and encodes 272 amino acids. The record is from RefSeq and is a predicted model, not a curated record. The transcript is spliced from 3 exons.